AUGGAAAGUUAUUCAGAAGAUGAAAGAAAUUUUCAAACUCCUGAAUAUACAAAACCUAGAUUAAAUGGUUUAGAAGGAAAGUAUAUUCAUUCUACACCAUUAUCUCAAUCUAUUCCUUGUUCAACAUUUCAUCCAAUCUCAUUAGGUUUAACAGGAUAUCAAGAUAUAUCAAACAAUGAAAAAACAACACCUCUUUAUAUUCCAUUAUCAGAUGAAGGAUAUUCAUCAGUUGGAUCUAGUUCAACACCAACUGGUUUUUCAAAUAAUCUUCCUACAUCUGAUGUAAUAAAUCAGUAUAAGGAUUAUAGGCCAGCUGGAUGUAUUCAUAAUUCUAUGAAUCAAAGAGAAAAAUUAGAGAUUGUUGCACUAGAAUUACUCAAUCAAGCUCGUCUAAUCCCAAACUAUCCUUGUACUGGUGGACAUUUACUAAAUAGAAAUAUUUUAGGAAUGAAUGAAGAGAAUAAUAAACCGCAACCACUCUAUUUUAAAGAGUUUCAUGAAAAAUAUCAUUCAUUAUCACAAUCGAAUUUGAAAUUUGGAAAUUCUAAUUAUUCAUCGAUUGUUAAUCAAAAUAAUAAUGAAUGUAUUAAUUUAAGUCGACAAGAUUUAAAUUAUGCGAAAUUAUUAUCUUCAACUAAUACAAAUACUUGUCAUUAUCAGAAUAAUAGACAAUAUUUUAAUGACCAAUUAAAUUAUUCCAAACAGUUUGAAAAGAUUUCUAAAACUGUGAGAAAUGAUAACAUUUGUACGGAUCAAAUCGAUGCAAAUCAAUCAAUUGAUAGUCGUAAUCAAAUAUGCAAUCAAAUUCUUGGUCAAGUACGUCGAGAAAUGAUUCGACUUAUUGAUAAUAGUAUGCAUCAACUAGAGACUUAUUUACAAACUCAUCAUUUUAAAGAUUGGCAUAAUUCACCGACAAUAUUGAAUUAUUGUAAUUCAUUGAAAUCUAUGCAAUCAGAUUAUGCGCAUGAUUGUAAUAUGACGCCACUUAAUUUGAAAUUUACAAAAAAUAAUGGGAAUACAGAUUCGAAGAAUAUGAAUAAUAAUAAUAGUAAUAAUAAAUUCAAUGAAAAUCAACCAAUCGAUACAGAGUUUAUGCCCACUACGAUUGUAUCAUCUGAAUUAAGAUGUAACAAUUUAAAAUGUACGCCGACAACAACAACAACAAUAUCAACAGAUUCGUCAACUUAUUCAACAAAAACAAAACAAUUACGUUUUAAUAAUAAAACGCGUCGACUGAGAAUUCAUCAAUUCAACAGUCAGCUAUUUGUUGAUAGAAAUCAGACAAAGAAAUUGAAUAAACUAUCACCAAGUUGUAAUAAACGUCCAAUAAAUAAUGAUUUAGAAGAACCUCCAAAUAAAAUUGCUCAUUUAGAUGAAUCAUUAGAUUUGAGAAUUCAUCCAAAUGAUCAUGAGAAUAAUAAUCAAACAGAACAAAUCGAUUCAUCAGAUAAUCAUUCAAGUAAUUGUUCUCAAACACGUUUGAAAAGAUCAAUACUUAGUAGUCAAACCAGGACAACAACAUUGAGUGCAGUUCAUUUGAAAAAAGCUAAAAUGAUGUUUAUGUAUUCUCGUUAUCCAACAUCAAGUCUACUAAGAUCAUAUUUUCCAGAAGUUUGUUUUAAUCGUGGAUCUACAGCACAAUUAGUAAAAUGGUUUAGUAAUUUCCGAGAGUUUUUUUACAUACAGAUAGAAAAGUUUGUUCGUCAACAGAAAGCUAACGGUUUAAAGAAAGCGGACGAUAUUCGAUUGUCACGUGAACAUGAAUUGAUACGCAGUAUGGAGAUACAUUUUAACAAAGGUGACGAAAUCGAAACUCCAAAAGAAUUUCUCGAAGCUAUCCAUGUUGCUGUAUGGGAAUUCGCUGAUGCUAUCUUAAACGAGCGUGAUGUUAAUGCAUCAUGGAAAAAAACUAUAUAUAAAAAGAUUUCCAUAUUAGAUAUACAAUUUCCUGAAUUUUUUAGAUGUUAA
Messenger RNA from Schistosoma turkestanicum, 1968 nucleotides. The record is from the annotation of a GenBank genome assembly. Lineage: Eukaryota; Metazoa; Platyhelminthes; Trematoda; Strigeidida; Schistosomatidae.